AUGAAGGCAAUCAUCUUCUUGUUGGCUCUCGCCUUUGCGGGAAGUGAACAUGUCAACAGAUAUAGUCCCAGCUUCUCUGUAAACAAGGUGCACGUUUACAAAUACGAUGGUGUGAUUCUGACUGGACUACCGGAGAAAGGCUUGAACAGAGCUGGUAUUAGAAUUAGCAGCAAAGUGAAAGUCAGCGGACUUGGGGCAAAUCAAUUCCUUCUUCAGCUUGAAAACCCUCAGCUUCAAGAGCUGAAUGGAAUUUGGCCCAAAGACCCGUUUUCAUCUCUCCGGCAGCUGACAAAUAAACUGGCCACACACCUGAUCACGCCUGUGAAGUUUGAGUACAGUAAUGGCCGAGUGGGAUCUAUCUCCGCUCCUGAAAAACUACCUGAAGAUAUCUUGAACAUUCACAGAGGAAUCCUGAACAUUUUGCAGAUCACCAUGAAAAAAUCCCAAAACUUCUAUGAUUUGCAAGAGGCUGGAAUUGAAGGAAUCUGCCAUGCAAGAUACAUAGUUCAAGAGGAUAGAAGAAAUGAACGUUUGAUUAUUUUAAAAGCAAAAGACCUCACCAACUGUCAAGAGAGGAUUUUAAAACAAACUGGAACAGUUUACACCCAGCUCUGCCCUUCCUGUCAACAGAGAGGCAAGAAUAUUCGUGCAUCUGCUGCUACCACCAUUGUCCUGAAACCUACACCUACAGGUGCAAUCAUUCACGAAGCCAGGUUACGAGAGUUUCAUCAAUUUACACCAUUCCAUGAACUUGAUGGGACUGUUCACGUAGAGGCCAGGCAAAGCCUUAUCUUGGAGAAGAUCAUAUCUCAAUCCAUGGAGCAAUUACCAGAAAUGCCAAAACGUGGAAGCUUACAAUAUCGCAGUGUGAACAAUGUUCUCCAGCAACCAUUCCAGCUGCUUAAGGAGACGAAUUUGAACAAACAGGUGAUAAGUAUCUUGACUCACAUGGCUCAGCACAACGUGCAGGAAGUUCAAACCGAUGCACCAAAUCGACUCAUUCAACUUGUCCAGUUACUCCGCUCAAUUCCAUACCGCAUCUUCGGAGAAAUUUGGCAAUCAAUUGAACAUCAGCCUGAACAAAGGCACUGGUUCCUCGAGGCACUUCCUGCUGUUGGAAGAAUUGAAUCUCUGAAAUUCCUAAAGAGCAGAAUUCAAGCAUCAGACAAUGUCAGAGCUGAACUAAUUCAGCUUCUCGUUCUCGCUAUGCACCAAAUCAGAACUGACCGAGAUGUUCUAAACUUAGCGAUGGAAAUCAUUAAGCUUCCACAAAUUACACAGCAUCGCCUUUCUCGCAAACUUGUACUCCUUGCCUAUGGUUCCAUGGUUUUCAGGCAAUGUGCAGAGAAAUCAACAUGCCCCAUUGAUUUAUUAAAACCUAUCCAUGAUUUGCUCAUUGAUGCCAGCAGUCGGCCACUUGAUGAGGACAUUGUUCUUGGCCUCAAGGCAAUCGGCAAUGCAGGGCAGCCAGAAAGCAUCAAGAACAUUGUGAAACUAUUACCUGGGCUUGGCACAGCGGCUACCAAUCUCCCACUGAAAGUCAGAGUUGACGCUAUCCUGGCUUUGCGCAACAUUGCAAGGAAAGACCCACGCUCUGUGCAACGUAUCGCUGUCCAGAUAUUCCUCAAUCGGAAGAAUGAUCCUGAAGAAAGAAUCAUGGCUUGUGCAGUACUCUUUAGCACCAAACCGCCUUUGACUUUAGCAUCCAUUGUGGCAAACUCACUGCUAAGUGAGACCAGUUUGCAGGUGGCAAGUUUUACCUACUCACACAUGAGAGCUCUGUCCAGAAGUUCCCUUCCAUCCAUCAAUUCACUGGCUGCUUCCUGCAAUCUAGUCUUGAAAGUCUUAAGUCCCAAACUCGAACAACUUGGUUCCCGAUUCAGCAAGGUCUACAGGGGUGACACAUUCAUGUACCGAAUGAUGGCAGGAGCAUCUGCUAAGGUUCUUUUGAUUAAGACUUCUGGUAGUGUCAUUCCUAAAGCACUCUUGGCCAAAGUCAGAGGUCAUGCUCUUGGAGCCUCAUCAGAUUUAAUCGAGGUUGGUUUACGAGCAGAAGGUCUCCAGGAGAUCAUGAUGAAAACUUCUACAAAAGAUCUCAGGAAAAUUGACAGCAGAAAUAUUCAUCGUAUCUUAAGCAAGUUCAUAACCUGGAAACAAUUACCAGAAGAGAAACCUCUGGCUUCAGCAUAUUUGAAACUGUUUGGUCAAGAAUUAGCUUUUGUACAGCUCAGAAAGGACAACAUUGAUGAACUUAAACAGAGUAUUUCUGAUCGAGCCUAUAAAUAUGCAAAAAAACUUAAAGAGGGGGUCAGCUUCAGGCCAGCCAAGGCUUUGUUAGCUGCUGAGAUGCGACAUGUGGUACCUACAGCUAUCGGUCUGCCAAUGGAACUGGGCAUCAUUUCAGCUGCUGUAGCAAUGUCCAAAGUUAAUGUCAAAUCUGAAAGCACAAUCGAAACCAUUCAACAACUGCUCUCUUCCAAAGUUCAACUGACUGCAGACCUCAACCCAAGUGUGUCUGUACAAACCAGAGUAUUCAUGGGAAUAAAUACGCCUCACAUCCAAUCAGGCAUUGAGCUCCGAGCAAAUGUCCGUUCAAUUAUUCCCGUGGCUAUAACUGCGAAGAUGAACUUAAAAGAUGGAAAUUUCAGGAUUGACAGUCUGCCAGCUGAAAAGGAGAACAGGGUUCUAUCUAUGACUUCUCAGGUUUAUGCUAUUUCAAGAAACAGUGAGAAUUUGCAGGCUGAGAAAAUUACCCCAGUUUUACCCGUGACACGAGUAAAUAAUAUUUCAAGACAAAAGUUUACAUCCUCAUUGUCCAUAUCUCAAUCAACAAGCAAAGCAGUUGUGUCACAUCUGUCUCCAGAAACACUGUCUGACCAAGUUCCAUGCUCUGAAGAGGAGCAGAGGUCACGUGUUGCAAAUCGCGCAUCCUAUCGCACGUGUGCAGAAGCAACUAAAUUUGGCCUCAAAGCUUGUGUGGCUGCAAGAAUGGAAAAUGCCCUUUCCAUCAAACAUAGCCCACUGUACCGGUUAAUUGGAGAGCAUAGUUUGAAUGUAUCAAUUGCACCAGCUAAUUCAGCAUCAGAUAUUGAAAAGAUUGUGUUGGAGAUACAAGCAGGAUCCAAAGCAUCUUCAAAAAUAAUUCGACUUUCCGACAAACAGUCAGUCCCAAGUAAAGACGACAGCAAUAGUCAAAAGCUAACACUGAUGAAACAGACUGAUCAGCAAAGAAUUAACAGCACUGCUUCGAGGUCAAGUUCCAGAAGCUCUUCCACAAUGUCAAGAAUGUCACAGUCUCGAAGCUCAUCAUCAUCAUCAACAUCAUCAUCAUCAAGCCAUGAAGGCAGACAUUCAGUGAAAAUCAGAAUUCCCGGAAAGAAGACCAUUAAAGUAACCAGCAUUCGCAGUAGCAGCAGCAGCAGCAGCAGCAGCAGCAGCAGCAGCAACAGGAACAAAAGGAACAAUAGGAAGAGCGCCAGCAUGACCGGUGGAACUAUCAGGAGGUCAUCCAGGAGCAAAUCCACCAGUAACAGUUGGACCGGGAGGCAGACCAGCAACUACCCCAGCUCUCUCAUUUCGUCACGGAGCAGACAUAUCCUGGACCUUGCAUUCAUGCCAGUUAAAACUAGUGAGUACACAGUCAGAAGUCGGACAUCACAACGCUCCUUCAUUUCAGCACCUAGCAGGAGCGAAAGCCGUGUGUCCAAGCGAAGACAUAGCUCAAGAAGGAGGUCAAGUAGUAGAAGUCACAGUGCAUCUGUCCUCGAAGAAUCUGCACAGCGCUAUUUGAUUAGCAAGCUGGGUGCUCCUUCCCUAGUAAUCCUGCUUCGAGCCAGAAGGUCUGAUAGCCGACAACAAGGUUACCAGCUCACGGGAUACGGGAAAAUGUCGUCACGCCUGCCUCGGGUGCACUUGCGUCUGGUGGAACUGAACGAAUCCAGUAACUGGAGAAUCUGCGCCGAUGCAGCGAUGCCCAGCUCCCAUAAAGUGCUGACAUCAGCAAGGUGGGGUGAAAACUGUGAGAGAUACAGAGUUUCUGUUAGAGUAUCCAAUGGUCGUCUUGCAAGUCAUCCAGCAGUUAAGGUCAAAAUGCAAUGGGGAAGGAUUCCUGACAAUCUGAAGAAUAGUGCAAGGAUGGUUGGUGACUAUCUCCCAGGACUGGCCUAUGCAUUAGGAUUCUCUCAAACCUACCAACGCAAUCCUUCUCGUCAGAUUACAACAUUGGUGGCCCUAACUUCUCCACAAUCGAUUGAUACAAUCAUCAGACUGCCCCGGAUGACAGCCUACUAUCAGGGUUUGCAGAUUCCUACAUCGUUGCCCAUGCAUGCAAUAAGUGUACGCGUUCAACAAAGAGGCUUCAGCGGUGUGACUGAAAUUCAGGACCUGCUUCUGAAAAUAGAUGAACAUGCAUGUAUCGCAGAAAACAAUACUGUUACAUCAUUUGAUGGGUUAGAAUUGAAGAAUCCAUUAUCUAACAGAUGUUACCACAUCCUGACCCAGGACUGUUCAGAAACUCCAAGCUUCAUAUUAUUGGUGAGACGAGCUAAAAUUGAUAAGCAACAGAAGGAAAUAAAAUUAGUGCUGGCUAGGAAAAACACGACCAUUGAAGCAAUCCCUGUGGAAAAUGGAAUAAAGUUGGUUAUCAAUGACAAUGUACAAGAACCUAAUCAGAAAAUUCAAGAACUGGCUGGCCUUGUAUCUAUUCAGCAGAAUGAUACUGGAAUUAUUUUGGAGGCACCUUCAAUCAAUAUUAAACAAUUAUACUUUGAUGGAAUUAGAGUGCAGAUUGUACUUGCACAGAUGUUAAAGCAGACAUGUGGUAUUUGUGGACGUAAUGAUGGUGAGAAAAAAAUGAUAAUGCCAAAUCAUGUAGAAGCUUCAACUGCCGAGCGCCUUUUCGAGUCAUGGACAUAUCCAGGACAAUCCUGCAGAGAUGAGUGCACAGUUAGAUCAGAAUUUGUGCAAUUAGGAAGAGUCACGGAAUUUGAAGGGGUGGAAUCCAGAUGUUACUCCGUCGAACCAGUCCAACGAUGCCUGGAAGGGUGUACACCACUUGAAACACGAUCUCAGAUUAUCAAUUUCCACUGUGUUCAAGCCAAUGUUACUAUACGUGAUGCUACGAUCUUCAGUCGGAAGCCUGCAGAUAUACGCAGUUCAGUGGAUUCCCCUAGUAACUGUAUGUGCAGAUGUUCUUAAGCAAUGAAAAACACACAGUGACCUUGGCUUUAAGGAGAAUACAGGAACUCUAUAUUCAUACAUGAAUUUAAAAUAAUUUGAAAAUUCUGGACUUUAGGGUUCACAAUGAGGUGAACUAAAAAUCCUGUAAGUGUAACAUUUUGCAAUAUUCUUUCAAAUACAUCAAUAAAGUUUUUAUUUCUCAGCAAGUGAAAACCAAGUUGUUUGUGAGUCAUUCUUUAGCUACGACUGAAUGAUUAUUGAAGAUGUUCUGCCAGUUACCCAGAAUUCAGUCUCCCUGAAUUCCCUUUUUUGUAUUUCCCAAACACUUUCUCAAGCCGUUCCUGGGGUAAACUUGACAACCUUCCCUUUCCUUGGCUUUAGUUUUAUGAAAAACUGUAAGUCUCCAAACAUCACCUCAUGGUUUCCAAGCUAAUGGGCAUUAUGAAUGGUGUCCUGGCCUCAGGUAUUGCCCUCCUUUUCAGAACAUGCUAAUCUCUUGUAUCUGUGGGAUUUGUUUUAGUGUUUUGGCUGAUGUAUUCUCCUCUAUUACAAUAUUGAGUAUGUUCGAACAAACAACAAUACAGCACAGCGACAGGCCCUUCAUUCCUCCAAGCCUGCACAGGCACAUUUUGCCCUUCCACCCUAAAACAAUCUUCACUUACAGGAUCUGUAUCCCUCAAUUCCCUUCCUAUUCAUGUAUUUGUCCAGGCGCUUAUUGAAUGGUGCUAUUGCAUCUGCUUCCACCACCUCCCCUGGCAAUGCGUUCCAGGCACUCACCACCCUUUGUGUGAAAGACUUACCUCGCAAAUUUCUGUUAAACUUCCCCCAUUGCACCUUGAACCUGUGUUGCCUAGUAAUUGACCCCUCCACUCCUAUAUGAAGUAUGGGAAAAGCUUCAUACUUUCACUCUAUCCAUGCCAAUCACAAUCUUAUAAAUUUCUAUCCAGUUGCCCUCAAG
Chiloscyllium plagiosum (whitespotted bambooshark) is the source of this 6136-nucleotide messenger RNA. The record is from RefSeq and is a predicted model, not a curated record. Lineage: Eukaryota; Metazoa; Chordata; Chondrichthyes; Orectolobiformes; Hemiscylliidae.